GCAGCGCGCCAAAUUUGUCCUAGGUUUCUCGUUUUAGAAAGGGCAUCCUUAGAUGACCGUUUUGAACUCUUAAACCUUAAUUUCGGUUCGGUUCAAAUAUUUAAUAACGUAACGUUGGAGAUAUAUUUUAAACUGAGCAUAAACUUGUUCACCACUGGGUUAAUGUGUUAAUGUUAAGUUGACGAUUGUAACGUUACAUUUGAAUGUUGACAACGUACCGUCAAGUUAACGUUAGCAGAUAAUGUUAGUCGACGUAGAUAGCUAGCCUGGCAGUGUUAAGUUAUUAUCAUGAAAUCGGUCACCCCAGGUCAACUUUAUAACAGCACGCUGACAGAUGCCACAAACGCAGAGAUGGACGACAGUAUACCGAUGACUGAAUUGGAGGACUGCUCCCACGAAGAGGAGCCACAGGUGGAAAAGUUGAAAGGACUCAAUGUCAUGGAAAUUAUUGAGGGAAAAAGAGAAAAAAAGAAGGUGGAAAGACUGGUGCAGUCUGGGCAGCUGGGGAAACCUAAAGAACGCCUGAAAAUUGAAAGUGGUGUUGGAGAUAAGCUGGGUGAAAAUGCACGAAUCAACCACAAUAUCGGAAAAACAAAAGCCCCCCUCCUGAAACCUCUUCAUAAGAUCCUUUUUGAUCGACCUGGAGCAGCAGCUUCAAUGAAGAAGAACCUACGUUUAUUCAGUGGCUUCCCUUUCAAGGAGGAAAGUGAUCCCUUCUCAAAAAAGCUGAAGAUGAUGUCAAAAUACACAAACGCAAUGUUGAAGACCAUCUGUCAAGUUCUAGACAUAGAGAGGAGUGGGAAGCAGUCUGUCUUAAUUGAAAGAAUCAUGGCAUUCCUUAUGCACCCUGUCAAUACAGGAAAGCCAGUUUCCAUCAAAAAGAAGAAGAAGAAGAAGAAGAGGAAGAACACUGCCACCGAUGCCAAGCAAAAGACAAGCAAAGUUUCCAAGAGUCCCAAGAAAUCAAAGGUGGAGGGCAAAUCCAAAGCCAUAGUCACAGAUUCAAGCAGUGACGAUGACGACGAUGAUGAAGAUGACAAACCUGAAAGUAAAGAGACCAAGACGUCAUCGGCCAUAGAAAGUCGGAAAAAGAAAGAGGACACAGACGACUCCUCAGAUGAGGAUGAAGAGGAAAUAGAAGAUGGUGAUGAUGUUAAAGAUGAUGAUGAUGAGGAGGAGGAGGAGAAGGAGACUCCCAAGUCGAAAUCCCCUGCUAAGAAGAAGCCUGCCACCCCCAAAAAGACAGCAGCCAGCAAAAAGACAACAAAGCCACCACCUGGGAAAAAGAAACCAGCAGCUAAGAAGACAGCAAAGGAACUUGAGUCUGAUACUUCUGACAAAUCAGAGUCUGAUGACAGUGACAAUCAAAACAACAGUGACUUUGAGAAGUCAAAAAAGAAACCAGCAGCAAAGAAGAAACUAGCAAAGCCUGCCCCAAAAACUAAGAAAGCAGACAGCAGCAGCAACAAGACCGCCAAAAAACGCCAAGUACUACUGGACUCCGAUGACAGUUCUGAUGACGAUAAACCCUUGAUCAAGAUGAUAAAGAGGCCGCCCACAGAUGAUCAGAUUAAGACCACAGUGCAAGAUCUCCUGAAAAAUGCCAACCUGGAGGAGGUCACAAUGAAGCAGCUUUGCCAGAAAGUGUAUGAUUCAUACCCUGAAUUUGACCUGACCAGCAGGAAGGACUACAUUAAAACGACGGUGAAAAGUCUGAUCUCCUAGGAAGAGGCAGCGAAGAUCAUGCCUUUUAAAAGCCAUUUCUUGUGGAGAGAAUUUCUGUCAAUAUUUAAAUGCCUAUGACGUCUAACAGAGUGUAUGUAUGAAUGUAUGUAGCUACUUUCUCAUUACUGCCCAAAGUGUUUUUUUUCUGUAGUGGUUGGUGCUUUUAUCAUUUGUGUUUUUGUUUAUGUUUGUUUUUUAGAACUUUUUUAUAUACGGGUUUUGUAUGCCUGUUAUUUCUCUGAUAACACGCUUCUAAAAACAUGCAGGAUGUGUAUAUAUCACUGGCUGUGAAUAAAAUGCUCCUUUUUUUAUUGAAAUGAUUUAGCAAAAGAAUCAAAAAGAUCUUUGUCCUAACUUGACCUUCAGUCAAAUAGAACCGAUUUAGUUUUGGAACCACUUGGCGAAUACACUAAGUGUGUGUGUUUCUAUUAGGAAGAAUAACUGGUUUAUUUUUUAAAUAAUUAAGUUUGUUUUAACUACACAAUGUGUUUUCAAAAGUUUACAAUUGCUAAGAGGAAAUUGUAACUUAUUUGAAAUUAUUUCAUAUUUCAAGAACCAUCUCAAUAAUUAUUUUGGUUUCAAUUUCAGCUUAAUGCUUUGUGUGUACAAAUCAUUUAAAAUAAAACAUGGUGUUUCUUUUACAGAUA
Messenger RNA from Clupea harengus (Atlantic herring), 2372 nucleotides. It is a transcript of the gene dek, whose product is annotated as DEK proto-oncogene. Gene Ontology annotation, cellular component: nucleus. The record is from RefSeq and is a predicted model, not a curated record. Lineage: Eukaryota; Metazoa; Chordata; Actinopteri; Clupeiformes; Clupeidae. Gene Ontology annotation, biological process: chromatin organization; regulation of double-strand break repair. Gene Ontology annotation, molecular function: histone binding; DNA binding.